GUAUGGUGCGGCCAGGCUGUGCUUUGUAUGGGGGGAGACACUGCUGAAAUCCUUUGUUCAGAUACGCUCAAAGGAGUUAUUUGGAAGCUCAUUAUCAGUUCUUGCAGCUCUCCAAGGCAAGACUCGUGGGUUUCUCUUAUUUUAGUGCCUGACUGGGUGAAUUGCAGUGGCGAGAAGUUGGGAGGAGUCUUGCUGGCCCAGGCAGGAAAUGGUUAAGAGCCUUUCAUAUCACCUGGGAAAGCAAUCCUUUGAUUUUUCAGAGGGCGCUAACAUGCUGCAGUUCAUAGGAAACAAAGGAAAGGGGAUCAAGUAUAAAAGUUAUUCCUGGGUUUUAUUUUCAGUGGCAGAACUUGUGAGGGCUGGAUACUGAUGCCUGCUGGAAAAGAUGGACAUUUGGAUUCAAAAGAACUGAUUUUUCCUUAUCUGCUUUCUGAAAAUGAUCUGUGAGAUUAUUUUGUAGCCCUUGGACCUCUCCUUUGGAUUUUCUCCAGUUCACCCAUUAUCUUUCCCAAGUGUGUUGCCCCACAGCUGGACAAGACUUCAGCAGAAGCUUUACCACAGCUGACUGGAGGGAGAGGACUCCUCAACUGGUCUCAGUGGUGUCAGGAAGAUGGAUUUCCACCUGAGCCUUUCUUCCCUACUCUGAGUUGUCUCCAGUACUUGUUCUGAACUCUACUGCGGAUGUCCAUAUGAUUUGGUGUGGCUGUCCUCAUAAACUAAAAAAUAUGUCCAUCCGAGGCCUGAAGAAGAAACAACCAAAGACUUUUAAAGUCAAAGUUGUAACAGUGGAUGCUGAAAUGGAGUUCAGCUGUGAGAUGAAGUGGAAGGGAAAGGACUUGUUUGACCUGGUGUGCCGAGCACUUGGUUUAAGGGAGACUUGGUUCUUUGGCUUGCAGUACACAAUAAAAGGAAUGUGCACCUGGUUAAAGAUGGACAAAAAGGUUUUAGAUCAAGAAAUCCCUAAGGAAGAUCCCAUUAGCUUUCAUUUUUUGGCUAAAUUCUACCCAGAGAAGGUAGAAGAGGAACUAUUACAGGAAAUUACCCAGCAUUUGUUCUUCCUUCAGGUUAAGAAGCAAAUACUGGAUGAGGAAAUCUAUUGUUCUCCGGAAGCAACAGUUUUGCUGGCUUCUUAUGCUGUUCAGGCCAAGUAUGGUGACUAUGACCCAAAUUUUCAUGAGCCAGGCUUUCUAGCCCAUGAUGAGCUUUUACCCAAAAGGGUCCUCAGGCAGUAUCAGCUGACAGCAGAGAUGUGGGAAGAAAAGAUUACUGCUUGGUAUGCUGAGCACAGGGGUAUCGCCAGGGAUGAAGCUGAGAUGAACUACCUGAAAAUUGCCCAAGACUUGGAAAUGUAUGGGGUCAAUUAUUUCCCAAUUGCUCAAAAUAAAAACCACACAGAUCUCUUACUUGGAGUUGAUGCCAAAGGUAUUCAUAUCUACAGCAUUAAUAACAGGUUCUCUCCAAAUAAGUCGUUUGAGUGGAGUGCUAUCAGAAACAUUUCCUAUAGUGAGAAAGAGUUAACUAUUAAACCUCUUGACAAAAAAGCAGAAGUCUUCAAGUUCUUUUCCUCUCAACUCAAAGUAAACAAAUUGAUUUUGCAGUUGUGCAUUGGAAACCAUGAUCUGUUUAUGAGGAGAAGAAAAGUGGACUCAAUAGAGAUCCAGCAAAUGAAAGCACAAGCCAGGGAAGAAAAAGCUAGGAAAAAGAUGGAGAAUCAAAGGCUGGCCAGGGAGAAGCAGCUCCGAGAAGAAGCUGAGCGAGCCAAAGAAGAGCUGGAAAGGCGUCUUUUCCAGCUGGAAGAUGAAGCCAGGCAGGCCAAUGAGGCCCUGCUCCGAUCCCAGGAGGCAGCAGAGUUGCUGGCUGAGAAAGCUCAGAUUGCAGAAGAAGAGGCAAAAUUGCUGGCCCAGAAUGCUGCAGAAGCUGAGCAAGAGCGACAGAGGCUGGAGAUCACAGCUCUGAAAACCAAGGAGGAGAAACGCCUGAUGGAGCAAAAGAUGCGGGAGGCAGAGCUGAUAGCAGUGAAGCUGGUGAAGGAGUCUGACCGGAGAGCCAAGGAAGCAGAGCAUCUGAAACAAGAUCUGCAUGAAGCCAGAGAGGCUGAACGGAAAGCAAAGCAGAAACUCUUAGACAUAACCAGGCUUAAUUAUCCUCACAUGGUCAAGUACCCACAAUACUCGCCAGUUGACACCAGAGAUGCCAACUUUGACAAAGGAUCCAUAAAGCUGGAUUUGAAGGACAUUGACCUCAAGAGACUAUCCUUUGAGAUAGAGAGAGAAAGGCUAGACUACUUAGAAAAGAGCAGAAAGUUUGAAGAUCGACUGAAAGAACUGAAAUCUGAAAUUCAUGCUUUGAAACUAGAAGAAAAACAGUCUGGGCUUUACUCUCACUGGAAUGAAGUCCUGGGAUCAUUGGAUCGCUCCUUAGGAAAUACCCCAUUGUGGAUGAAAACCUUUGAAACUGGAGAUUCAUUGGAUAUAAAUCUUCGAAGACCUUUCCCUGCUUACUUGUUAAAUACUACAAGCAGCUGGCCUUGUACCAACAAAAUUCAGCACACGGUGCCAGUGGAAAAGUCCUCUUUCCAAGCCAAUUCCUUGGUUGCCAGCAGUGUGGGCACAGGAACUAGAAAACAGAUUAUAAAGGUUCAGCAGCACGACUCGGAUGUGAUCUACAUUUGAAGCCUCUCAUUUCCUUACCAGACUGGUAGGGCAUUGUGGCCAUCUUUUUUGGCUGCUGCAAACUGCACCUAUAUGAGGACACUUGCACAGCUCUGUCUGCUGACAGGCAGCAGCUUAAGAGACACGGUACUUUAGCUAGAGAGGUGCCAUUCAGCUUCCAAGCAGGUAAUGUAAGCUGGGAGCACUGAAACUGCCAGUGUAACAUGGAGUCUUUGGGUACAAUGGUAAACAUACAAACCCAGAGGAGGGUUGUUUACUACUUAUGCACUUUGAAGAAACACUUUAUACUUCAGUAAACCUUCCUCCCCCAGGUGUUUUUGCGCCCUGACUUCCCAGUAUGGUACUGAUGUAGAAAGGAUGCUAGGCAGCAAGUGGCCAGGAGAUGUUUGGGAUGAGAAGAAAAUUGUCCACGAGCUUGGUGUUUACCUACACAAUAGACUAAUUAUGUUUUCAGUCACGUCCAUGGGACAGGAGUCCCACAGAGCUGCUCAGCAUGUUGGUGUCUGCCUGCCAAAUCCUUUCUUUUGCUCCCCAAACACUUCUUGGUUUGCUUAAUUGAUUUGCAUUUCUCUGUGAGAAAUCUCAGCUUUCAGUUCCAGAUGUAGAGGUGGACAUCUUCAAAUACCUCUCAUUCCUGGGGGAAUCCUUUGUUUGAAAUGCAAAGCUUCUCUUCUCUCUACGGUUUCUGACUCCAUCAAGCACUUGCUGUUGCUUUUGCCGCUCCAGCAAACUUUGCAUACAUUAACUUGUUUCCCCAGUUCUGUGUAAUGCAGCUUGCAAAUUAGACAGAGACAAAAGAUGCUCUUGGUGUCUGCUAAAGUUGGACUUGUCUCUGAUGGAGAGGUGCACGCAGCAAAAUGUCUGCCUCAUUAGUAAAACCUACUUGCAUUUUCUGGUUUUGUGUGUGUUUAACUGUCUGUUUCACCAUAAAUCUUCAGCCUGGGGAAGCAGACAGUAAGCAGCUGUAGCUGAAGUAGUAGCACUGUUGAGCAUGUGUUGUAAAAAUGAAUAGUAAUGUUGUUAAAUAUCUUUUUCUAAAAGCUAAGAUUAAAAAAAUACAUUCAAUAAAAAGCUCCCAUUUCCA
Messenger RNA from Pezoporus occidentalis (night parrot), 3756 nucleotides. Its product is annotated as merlin-like. NCBI's taxonomy places the organism in Eukaryota, Metazoa, Chordata, Aves, Psittaciformes, Psittacidae. The transcript is spliced from 19 exons. Gene Ontology annotation, molecular function: integrin binding; actin binding. The coding region runs from base 690 to 2672 and encodes 660 amino acids. Gene Ontology annotation, cellular component: cytoskeleton; filopodium; adherens junction. The record is from RefSeq and is a predicted model, not a curated record. Gene Ontology annotation, biological process: regulation of hippo signaling; negative regulation of cell population proliferation; positive regulation of early endosome to late endosome transport.